AUGGCUCCGCCUCGCGGGCGUCAAGACCUCCUUGCCCUGCUCAUGCCUACAAUUAUCGGCCACAAAGACGAAUUUGGCAAAGAGGAAACUUGUCCGCUCCCACUCACGUUCGACCGCAUCAACGAAGGCCGGCCGUUCUCAAGGAACUUUAUCCUUGCCCGCCUGCCCAUAGAGUUGCUAGCUCGGUCGCGGCAAUUCGCAAGCAUCGCAUUUGAUUACAGCGAUAGCGCUGUAGGAAUCCUUCGCAUUCUGCUACAAGAACAGGCGGAACGUAGUCGUAAUGGUGGUCGGACACGGCUGCCAUCCAUCGGCGCCUGCAUUCGAGGAAUCAUCGUCGCAACAAAUCCCGGAUCGAUCAAAUACCGCCACGGGCUCGAUCUUGAUGGAAAAUUCAGCGAACUUGACAAAGAAGAAAAAGAGCAGAUACUCGAUCAGGCAGACGAGGCUUUCUUUGGCUCCUAUAUGCAUCCUCUCAUUAUGGCCCUCACCGAUACUUCCGUUUUGCCACAUUUGGAACGCUUCGAAUGGUGCGAUAACGUCAUUUUCGACAAAAGUAUCUUUGAGGCAAUCACAUGCUCAAGGAUCCAGCAUCUUUUGUUGCGUCAUGUCUCGGUAGAUCAAGAGUUCACCCUGGAUAAGAUACCCGGUAGUUGUGGGUGGCGGUUGAAGUCACUCUACCUUGACGUGAGGUGGACGUUUGGCGGCGGCUUGGGUAAGGAAACUGGAAGAACAUCCCCGCUCAUCGCCCAACUUCUUGCACUGGCGGCGCAAACAUUGGAAUCACUGGUAUGGAGCUGCUUCCCCAACCCUCUAGACAACACGGCCUUGCUCACCGAUUGCGCCGACGGGGUACCAUCGUUCCCCAAGUUGAAUGACCUCCACAUCAGUUUCACCAUGCCGUAUGAUCCAGCUUGGCUGGAAGUAUUGAUCCAACCAGGAAACCGCAGCCCGAUCCGCCACUUGGACAUGGAUAUUGCGAGUAGUCCCCGGGUCACAGAUUUCUUCAAGACAUGCGGUACAUUGCCGCGUCUGGAGACCUUCGUAUGGAAAACUUAUUACAAGGAGGAACUGGACUGCUCCUUUCUCAGAGCCAAUCCGCGGCUUUGCAAGCUCAUGCUCGAUGGUUCGGUACCAGCUCAUUUGCUUGAAGAGGAGGUCCUGCCUACGCUAAGCCAGUCCUUUGACAAUCUUGUGUCCUUGAGUCUGACGUGGGAGAGUGACGAUAUUUCGCGGAAGGCCCUCACCCAGAUCUCGACGUUGCGAGGCCUCGAGCAGCUGUGCCUUAGUGCCGGAAACCAGUUCGGGCCGCGAUACACUUGGAUUGCCGAUCACGAUGUCAUUUUAGACUGUUGUCGCGGCCUGCAAAGGGUUCGAAAGCUUGCUUUUCGCCGGGACACUUACCAGCUCGAACCAUAUCAUCUUCUGGAGCAUCCAGAUCCUCAGCGCUACUACGGGCAGAGGAUUCCCCGCGACUUGGUGAACAUGAUGGACGAUCCAGAGUGGUUCCUGCAAGAAAUGGACCCGGUCACAGCGACUGAAAAAUCUUGGGAAAUGCAACAUCUAGGUGACAUGGUUAGGAUAGCCGAGAAGUACGCGACAGCCCUGCCUCAUCUGGAUUGGGUCUAUCUUGGAGAGCUUCCUAUGCAAAUUAAAAGGGGACCAGAUGGGCACCUGAAAGUCAUUCCGCUAUCUCAGGAGCGGGACUCGUGCUGGACGCUUCUGCGAAGGAUGUUUGGGAGGUCAAAUGAUACCAGCCUCUGAAGACUCGGGCCGCGGCAUCCACAAGACAAGGUCUGCGGUUGAAGGAUUGGCAUUGGAAGCAAAUUCCCAGAUUCCCUUAGCGGCGGCAUAACCCACGUAUUUGGUCUAUUAGAGCGCAACCCUAGUCUUAUCUACUAAGAUUCGAGAUGGAAUACAGAGGCGGAAUAACUUUUAUCUUCUCUCCUCGACCCAAUAUCAUAGAGAUGCCGCGACAACUUUUCGUUACUCCUGUGAUCUGAGGACAAUGG
Molecule: messenger RNA, 2009 nt
Organism: Trematosphaeria pertusa
Lineage: Eukaryota; Fungi; Ascomycota; Dothideomycetes; Pleosporales; Trematosphaeriaceae
Exons: 2
Coding region: 1-1761 (586 amino acids)
Source: RefSeq, a predicted model, not a curated record